AUGGAAAAACGCGAACUUUUGCGUGAGGCUACUAGACGUCCUUUAGAUGAUGCAGCUAAAGAGAGGAGACAGAGAAAAACUCUUAGCUUGUUGGAACAAGAUAAUCACAUUGAAGAACCCCACUCAGAUGUGAAAGGAACGAAGAGACCACAAUUUGGAGAUGAGGAUGAAGAUAUUUCAGCCAACAACAAGCGCCGAAAAAAGAAACGCAUAUCGAAUAUUCGUGCACGCUGUAGAAAAACGUUUGAGAUUUUACUGGAUGAAGAAUAUCAAGCAACGAAAGGAGGGACUACUGGUGCCUGCUAUUUUACGGCCGCCGUUCCUCCGAGCAGGCUACCCAGGAGGAAGUUUUGUAAUUGA
Molecule: messenger RNA, 360 nt
Organism: Schistosoma curassoni
Lineage: Eukaryota; Metazoa; Platyhelminthes; Trematoda; Strigeidida; Schistosomatidae
Source: the annotation of a GenBank genome assembly